Cololabis saira (Pacific saury) is the source of this 2551-nucleotide messenger RNA. RefSeq lists its product as uncharacterized. The transcript has 3 exons. Bases 249 to 2105 code for a protein of 618 amino acids. The record is from RefSeq and is a predicted model, not a curated record. Gene Ontology annotation, biological process: DNA integration. Gene Ontology annotation, molecular function: nucleic acid binding. NCBI's taxonomy places the organism in Eukaryota, Metazoa, Chordata, Actinopteri, Beloniformes, Belonidae.
UCAAAGAAAAACAGCGAGCUGAUCCAUGCAUUCGUGAAAUCAUCUUCCAAAUAGAAUCUGGAGAAAAGAUCCCUCCAACUGUAAGGACAGAACUCCCCGAACUUCCACUUCUGUUGAGGGAAUUGAACAAGCUUGAGUUACAGAAUGAAAUUCUGUAUCGGCGAAGGCAAGAAGGGGAACAAAUAUCUUAUCAACUGGUUCUACCUGAAGAUCUGAGAGCACUUGUCUUACAGAGCUUACACAAUGACAUGGGUCACAUGGGCAUAGAGCGAACUCUAGAUCUUGUCCGAACACGUUUCUUUUGGCCCAAAAUGGCAGCAGCUGUGCAACACAAAAUCAAGACCUGUGAUCGCUGUAUACGCAGGAAAGCUUUGCCUGAGAAAGCAGCUCCACUGGUGAACAUUAAAGCAACCCGUCCUUUGGAGUUGGUGUGUAUGGAUUUUCUCAGUCUUGAACCCGAUACCAGCAACACUAAAGAUAUUCUUGUGUUAACUGAUCAUUUCACCAAGUUUGCAGUAGCUAUUCCCACUCCCAACCAAAAAGCAAAGACUGUAGCAAAAUGCUUGUGGGAUAACUUUAUUGUUUACUAUGGUAUCCCGGAGAGGUUGCACACUGACCAAGGGCCCGAUUUUGAAUCUCGCUUGAUUAAAGAACUGUGUGAAGUUUCUGGAAUACAGAAAGUUCGAACCACCCCAUAUCACCCUCGGGGAAAUCCCGUUGAAAGAUUCAACCGAACAUUGCUCAAUAUGUUGGGGACUUUGGAAAAUAAGCAGAAAUCAAAGUGGCGAGAGUUUGUGAAGCCCUUGGUCCAUGCCUAUAACUGCACUCGUAAUGAGGUAACUGGGUUCACUCCUUAUGAGCUCAUGUUUGGACGAUCACCUCGACUUCCUGUUGAUUUGGCUUUUGGUUUACCUGUGAGAGAUCAGCCCAAAUCUCACUCUCAAUAUGUGCAAGAUCUCAAGAGCCGGUUGCAAGAAAGCUACCAACUAGCUUCUCGGAAUGCUCUGAAAACAGCAGAAAGAAAUAAAGUCCGAUUCGACAAAAAGGUGACUACUUCAGAACUGGAUGUGGGUGACAGGGUCUUGGUCAGGAAUGUGCGUAUCCGUGGCAAACACAAACUUAUGGACAAGUGGGAGGCUGACAUCUAUGUUGUGAUCAAGCGGGCUGGAAAGCUUCCAGUCUACACUGUAUGUCCGGAAACCAAAGACGGCCCUAAACGCACCCUGCAUAGGGACCUUCUUCUUCCUUGCGGGUUCCUCCCUGUGACAACAGCAGAAGAACUCUCUCCGCCUACGCCUGUCCGCCGGCCACGCACACGUCGUCAUUCAGCCAACUAUGAACCUGACACUGUUGAUCUAGACUUUUGUGAUGACGAGACUUUCAACACUUGGGUCUCUAGAAGUCAUUUUCAGCCGACAGCUAAGUUUACUGUGGGAGGGCAUUUCGAUGCUGAAGAGGAGAUUAAGACCCCCAAAGCUGUCGACCCUGCCUCUCUAUCAUCCAAACUUUCAUCACCGUCACCCUUGGGCCCUCCGCCCACAGCGGAGCAUCUGCCUGAACCCAUUACUGUGGAGGAAACCAUCUUACCUGGAUCUGUGGAGGAAAACAACUUACCUGGAUCUGUGGAGGAAAACAACUUACCUGGAUCUGUGGAGGAAAACAACUUACCUGGAUCUGUGGAGGAAAACAACUUACCUGGAUCUGUGGAGGAAAACAACUUACCUGGAUCUGUGGCGGAAAACAACUUACCUGGAUCUGUGGCGGAAAACAACUUAUUUGACUCUGUGGAGAACUUUCCCACUGAUACCCUACUCGACGAAAACCUACCUGAACAUGAAGUGCCUGGAGAACUAGUAUUGGACCCCGCUGACAUGUCUACUGAACCUGUUACAAAUCCAAGUGACACCCCUGAGACUGAAAGCUCCCUCAGACGUUCACAAAGAGACAGAAAACAACCAGAGAGGUUUCAGUACCAUCAGUUAGGCCAUCCUUUAAUUAAUAUUGUACAGUCUCUUUUCCAAAGUUUGUCUUCAGCCUACGCUGAAGCCUUGAGUGACAGUAAUGGUUCCAAGUCCUUUCCUACUUCAAAGAUCCAUGUAGUAUAGCCUCUUAGCAUGCAACGGGACGUGCAUGGAUUUAGAGGGGGAGGAUGUAACCCAGGUGCUAAAUGAGCAGUUAUUUCAUAUUUAUAUUUUUUUAUAUAUAUUUAUGUUUAUAUUUAUAAACUCAUUUCCAGCUCAUUCAGACCCCGUCAGUGUGACGUCAUGUGACUAGCGUUCAGCCAAUCAGCUGAGCCGCUCCGCUAUUUACAGGAAGCAGAUGCUCUCAUUGUGGAUGAAUGGGGGCUGAUGCGCGGAGCGGCUGCAGAUUGUCCACUGGCUGUCGGGAGGUUGUCGAAGUCUGAAACCUGUGAAUACUUGAUUGUCUGUCAGAAACCUGUUGAAUACUUGACUGCCUGAAUUGGCCAGGUUUUGUGAUCCCGGAUGGUGAGCUAUUCCAGAAUCCAGUGAUCAGGAGUCCACGUGGAGGAACCAGGAAUCAUACUCAACAG